AUUCCUCAAUUAUCGGUCAAGCAUGUCGUUAGUUCUGUGGAAAUACGAUAAUCCAAGAGUUGAUUACCGUACAGAUGAAAUUCAUAUAUCUCUCUUUAACAACAGAUUAACAUUCUAUCAAGACACAAAUAUUAAUAUUACACAACGACAGAACACGGCAUAUAAGCUAUGGGAUGGCUCUUAUUUACUAGCCAAAUUCUUAGAAUCGAAAAUCCAUUUUGGUUCUUGUUAUUGGAAAGCUAAAAAUGUCAUAGAAUUAGGAUCUGGUUGUGGUCUCGUUAGUCUAGCAGCCUGGUUGCUUGGAGCGAAAGUUAUUGCCACUGAUUUGCCGCAAGUCUUGUCUCACACUCGCGCAUGCAUCACAAAGAACGUUAAAUCCAUUGCAAGCAAUAAAUCUCUAAAUUGUGACAAGAUUUUUGUAGACGAUUAUACUUGGGGUAAAUCAAAGCAGUUCAAAAGCUUUUCAAAUUUUCAGGUUAUAUUAGCAUCAGACGUGAUUUAUGAAAGAGAAAACUUAAACGACCUCAUUCAAGCUUUGAAGGAUUUGAGCAACAAAGAAACUGCUAUCUGGAUAUCAUACAAACCAAGGGGAUUAGGAGAGGAUGUGUUUUUUGAUCUAAUAAAUAAUGACUUUGAAAUUAAUCACAUUAAAAAAUGUGAAUUACCACAAGAAUUCCAACAAUCUCAGUAUAAAAUAAUAAAUAUGAAAAGAACUUCUUGA
Messenger RNA from Dimorphilus gyrociliatus, 721 nucleotides. The record is from the annotation of a GenBank genome assembly. NCBI's taxonomy places the organism in Eukaryota, Metazoa, Annelida, Polychaeta, Dinophilidae.